UCCAACUCAAUUCAAAAUGGCGAAUUCUGUGAUUUCCGUGAUCUCCAAGUUUAUAGAGGAGUACGCCAGUAGCACGUCGGCUAAAUUAAAGCUAGUAGACGCAUAUUUGCUGUACAUCCUGCUUACAGGCGCUUUCCAGUUUCUUUAUUGCCUGCUGGUUGGUACGUUUCCGUUUAACAGCUUCCUGUCCGGCUUCAUCUCGUGUGUUGGGUCUUUCAUUCUUGCAGUUUGCCUGCGUAUCCAGAUCAAUCCUCAGAACAAAGCCGAGUUCUUAUCCAUCUCACCGGAACGAGCCUUCGCCGACUUCCUUUUCGCCCACACCGUGCUCCACCUAGUUGUCAUCAACUUUGUCGGUUGAGGGGGAUGCCCUUGCCAAUGUGAAUCACAUGAUUGACUGAAGAGAAGUGACCAAACCCAGUAGUCACCUUUCAUCUCUGGUGAAUGACAAUGAAGAAUGAAACACAUUAAACCUGCUCUCUUUAUACGAUUAAUACAUUAAUGCGUCGCCACAUUUCCAAAUCAUACAGUGCUACAAUGCCUUCCUAAACACAUCAUUCAGAAAAAAAAACUUAGACCUAAUUUAGUCACUGCUUAGUGGGAAGUGUAAAAGUUGGCUCUCAACUUUUUUUUCUUCUUCUUUCUUUUUGCCGAAUAGCCAUAAUCAAGCAUUCAGUAAUCAAUACUCUGUCACCUGGUUGUGGGGAAAAAAAAAACCUUUUGUACUUGUUGAUCUUUACAAAUAAAUAAUACGAAACAAAA
Molecule: messenger RNA, 759 nt
Organism: Ictalurus punctatus (channel catfish)
Lineage: Eukaryota; Metazoa; Chordata; Actinopteri; Siluriformes; Ictaluridae
Gene: dad1
Product: defender against cell death 1
Biological process (GO): protein N-linked glycosylation
Cellular component (GO): membrane; oligosaccharyltransferase complex
Source: RefSeq, marked provisional